AACACUCCCCAUACGAAAACGAUUCAACUCAACAUGCCUGACAAGAUCGAAUUAGCAGAAAAGAACUUUGCCAGAGACGCCAAGUUCACCGAAGCUCUUCACGGCAAGAGCUACGAUAAGACCGGUUUGUUUGCCUUGACCUCAAAGGCCAAGGACGCUUCCCAGGUUGCCGCUGAAGGCUACUUCAAGCACUGGAACGGUUCCGUCGAAGAAAAAGACGAAAAGAGCAGAUUGACUGACUACUCGCAGUUGACCCAUCACUACUACAACUUGGUGACUGACUUCUACGAAUACGGUUGGGGCUCUUCUUUCCACUUCUCGAGAUACUACCGUGGAGAAGCCUUUAGACAAGCCACCGCUAGACAUGAACACUUCUUAGCUCACAAGAUGAACAUCAACGAAAACAUGAAGGUUUUGGAUGUCGGUUGUGGUGUUGGUGGUCCAGGUAGAGAAAUCACCCGUUUCACUGACUGUGAAAUUGUUGGUUUAAACAACAACGAUUACCAGAUCGAAAGAGCCAACCACUAUGCCAAGAAGUACAACUUAGACCACAAGUUGUCCUACGUCAAGGGUGACUUCAUGCAAAUGGACUUUGAGCCAGAGACCUUUGAUGCCGUAUAUGCCAUCGAAGCCACUGUGCACGCCCCAGUGUUAGAAGGUGUGUACUCGGAAAUCUACAAGGUUUUGAAGCCCGGUGGAACUUUUGGUGUUUACGAAUGGGUCAUGACCGACAAAUAUGACGAAAGCAACGAAGAACACCGUAAGAUUGCCUACGGUAUCGAAGUCGGUGACGGUAUCCCCAAGAUGUACAAGAGAGAAGUUGCUGAGCAAGCUCUCAAAAACGUUGGUUUCGAGAUCGAAUACGAAUCCGACUUGGCUGACAGAAAGGACGAAAUCCCAUGGUACUACCCAUUGAGUGGUGAGAUGAAGUACUGCCAAACUUUUGGUGACUACUUCACAGUCUUCCGUACCUCUAAGGUCGGUAGAUACAUCACUACUGAACUUGUUGGUGCCAUGGAAAAGAUCGGUCUUGCUCCAAAGGGCUCUAAGCAGGUUACCCAUGCCUUAGAAGACGCUGCAGUCAACUUGGUUGAAGGUGGACGUCAAAAGUUGUUUACCCCAAUGAUGUUGUAUGUUGUCAGAAAGCCAUUGGAUAAGAAAAACUAGAAUGGGUUUCCAUUUGUCUCAUUUCUUCAAUUCUUACUUAUUUAUUCCUUCAUGCAUAUUCUGCGAGCUGUGAUGCUAAUAGAUUCAAUUAAUACAUGGUUAUAAAAUUUU
This is a messenger RNA of Scheffersomyces stipitis CBS 6054, 1278 nucleotides long. RefSeq names its product sterol 24-C-methyltransferase (gene ERG6). Lineage: Eukaryota; Fungi; Ascomycota; Pichiomycetes; Serinales; Debaryomycetaceae. Gene Ontology annotation, molecular function: sterol 24-C-methyltransferase activity. Gene Ontology annotation, cellular component: endoplasmic reticulum. The transcript has a single exon. The record is from RefSeq and is a predicted model, not a curated record. Gene Ontology annotation, biological process: ergosterol biosynthetic process. The coding region runs from base 34 to 1167 and encodes 377 amino acids.